AACACCCCACCCCUCUACCCUGCUACAGACCCACUGGAGAGAGAACCCAACACCCCACCCCUCUACCCUGCUACAGACCCACUGGAGAGAGAACCCAACACCGCAGCCCCCUUUCCCUAGCUCCUAGCUCCUAGACCCUUUCCCUUUUUCGGCGGUUGGUGGAGAUGUAUCACGUGUGUUUGUAUGUGUGUGUGUCUCCCUAGCUCAUGCUGAGCAGUGGGGUACUGGUGACCCUGUCCCUAAAUGGACCCCAGCUGGACCGUGUGUGUGUGGACCGGACACUUGUGGGUCGUCUGCCCGCCAACACUGUCAGUGAUGCGGUGCUCAGUGAUAGGCUGCUGCUGCUGUCAUUCCUGGAGAAGAGCCAGGUGUGUGUAGUCUAUCUGAACAGGAAGAACCAGGGAUCACCUGACACCAGCCACCGACUGGAGAAACUCUCCCCAUCAGAACUCAAGGUGGCGUGUGUGGAGGUGCGUGGCCCCCCAGGGCGCAGGCAGGGCAGGCGUGUGGAUCUGAACUGUCUCCAGGACGUAGCAGUGUGUUGGUGGUCCCUGGCUAACACUAAUGAUGAACUGUGGCCCUGGAACCCUAGCCACACACACACUGAGAGGGACAACCUAGCACUACUGAGCUGCUCCAGUACUGAGGGCCUCAAGGUGCUCAGCUCCAUGUGUACUGAGGGUGACCUGUUGGAUCUCUGCUUCAGUCUCCUGCAGCCGUACCAGCUUCUGUCCGUGGAGCUGCCUGAAGGACCCCAAGGAUCCCACACCACCACCACCGGGACGUCCUGGGCAGACGCCUGUGUGUACGAGUGCGCCCACGGCUGCCUCCAGCGUCUCUCGGCGACCCGUAUCCCCCUCUCCUCGCGCCCCGUCUCCUGCUGCCGCCACCCCUCCUCAACCACCCUGCUACUGGGCCUCAGCGACUCCUCUCUGGUCCUCUACGAUGAGAGGAGAGGGGUGACGCUGCUCGCCCCCUGCCCCAUCCCGCCCGUCCUGGUGGCCUGGCACCCUGCAGGGGGGGUGGUGGUGGUGGGGGGGGGUGAUUUUGCUCCUCUAGGGUUGACCCUAGUGGGAGAGGACCCAUCCCCAGCCACCAUCACUCUGAGGCUUGCCCAGCAUCUGUGCUGUCCUGGGGGGCUGGAGGGGCUGCAGUGGGCUGGGGAGACGGGGCUGGAGGGAGCUGAUACACUGAUGCUGGCCUUCCAUGGAGGAGCACUGGCCGCACUGAGAUUCAGACUGGGUGCUCUGUCAGGGGGUCAGCUGGGUCCGGGAGAGCUGUUGCAACAGAGGUUACGCUGUGGCCAGGUGGACCAGGCUCUAGGAAUUCUGGGAGCCAUGGAGUGGAGCACUAUGGGAACGGAGUGUUACCGGGCACUGACCUCUGUCACAGACUACCUGCUGAGGCUAGAGCUGGACCAGACCAGAGAGGCCCAGUUGGAGGCAGCUCUGGGUGUGUUCUAUGUUCCGCCCCGCCCCCUCUCUGACUCGGUGGUUCUAGAAUACAGAGGGCCAAUCAGCAAGUACGCCCGACGCUUCUUCCACCACCUACUCAGACACCAGCGCUUUGAGAAGGCUUUCCUGCUGGCGGUUGACAUUGGAGCUAGAGACCUGUUUAUGGAUCUCCAUUAUGUAGCGUGUGAUAAGGGAGAGGUGGUUCUGGCAGAAGUGGCCCAGAGGAAGGCUAAUGAAAUCCAUGCUGAAGAAGGCGUAAGCACGAGCAGGACCAACCAACAGGAGCUGGCCACAGGAGGAGAGCAACACCGGGACCCUGAGCACUGAUCAGGCAUGACCAUGGAGACAAACAGGUGAACGAAGACUCAGGGAAGCUGAAAGUGGUUAAUUUUGGUCUUUGACCUUUUCUUUCUCGACUGUAAACUCCAUCUUUUUUAAUGCAUUAUUUUAAUCAAAUAUAUUCUGUAAAUAUAUCUGAUAACUGAUUUAGCUCUAUUCUGAAAUGUUGAUGCGUGAUUAGCCUAAGAAUUAUGAAUUUAAGUCUAAGUCAAAUGUGAAUAACUAUGCUAAUGUCUUGCUAGUAGGUUUUAUUUUAACAGAAGGUUCUAUAGGAUAUUUAUGCCUAGUCCUGUCCAGACCCAUCUGUUCUCUCACCCAGCCCUCCUGCUGAAAAAUUGUGUUUUACAUUUUCUGCCCAUUUCAUUGAAUUGUACUUUAAUCCCAGCCUUGUUUAAAACAGUGCAGUAAAUUGGCUUUUUGUUUUUCAUGAUUGACCCUGGUCACCUUUUACAGUAUCCUAAUACAGAGCUGUAAACUAGCCUGUUGUAUUGCUGUAUUAAAGAGGUUUUGUAUCUUG
This is a messenger RNA of Salmo salar (Atlantic salmon), 2310 nucleotides long. Lineage: Eukaryota; Metazoa; Chordata; Actinopteri; Salmoniformes; Salmonidae. The record is from RefSeq and is a predicted model, not a curated record.